CCACAAUCCUAAGCUGUGAGUCGAAGUUUAGAAGAGCAAAGCUUCCCACCUAGGCCUUUCUAUAUUGUAGCAUUUUAGAGUUUCUUUCUCCGUGGAAGUUCAGAAAAUGGAGGGAAAAGUGAGUUGGACAGUUGCAGAUGCUGUAGACUAUAAAGGCUUCCCUGCAGACAGGUCCAAAACUGGCGGCUGGGUACCCGCAGCUCUUAUUUUAGGGAUUGAAAUUGUGGAGAGACUCUCCACCAUGGGGAUUGCGGUCAACCUUGUAACCUACAUGAUUUCAAUCAUGCAUCUUCCAAGCUCAACUGCAGCCAAUACUGUGACCGACUUCAUGGGCACAUCAUUUCUCCUGUGUUUGCUGGGAGGUUUUCUAGCAGAUUCCUUCCUUGGCAGAUACAAAACAAUUGGAAUUUUUGCUUCAAUACAAAUACUGGGUACUGCUACAUUAGCAAUCUCAACAAAAUUGCCACAGCUACGUCCACCACCUUGUCAUGCUAACAGUGACAGUUGCAAACAAGCCAAUGGAUUUCAAAUGGGAAUAUUAUACUUAUCACUGUACCUUAUUGCACUAGGAACUGGUGGCCUGAAGUCUAGUGUUUCAGGAUUUGGGUCUGACCAAUUCGAUGAGAAAGAUGAGAAGGAGAAAUCCCAAAUGGCCUAUUUCUUCAACAGGUUUUUCUUCUUCAUCAGUUUUGGAACUCUGGCAGCUGUCACAGUACUAGUCUAUUUGCAAGAUGAAGUGAGUCGCAGUUUGGCGUAUGGAAUAUGUUCUGUUUCUAUGGUCCUAGCCAUUUUGGUGUUCUUAUCAGGAACCAAAAGAUACAGAUACAAGAAGAGUUUGGGAAGCCCCAUUGUCCACAUUUUCCAAGUUAUUACUGCAGCAAUAAAGAAAAGGAAGAUGCAACUCCCAUGCAAUGUUGGUUCUUUGUAUGAGGACACUCCCGAGGCUUCAAGAAUAGAUCACACCAAUCAGUUCCGUUUUUUGGAGAAAGCUGCCAUUGUGGCAGAAGGUGAUUUUGAGACAAAUUUAUCUGGUUCUGAACCAAACCCAUGGAAGUUAUGCUCACUAACAAGGGUGGAGGAGGUGAAAAUGAUGGUGAGACUUCUGCCAGUGUGGGCCACAACCAUCAUAUUCUGGACCAUAUACGCACAGAUGAUCACCUUUUCGGUUGAGCAAGCCUCCACCAUGGAGAGGAAUAUUGGGAGUUUCCAAAUUCCUGCAGGAUCUCUUACUGUCUUUUUUGUGGCUGCAAUUCUAAUCACUCUGGCUGUUAAUGACCGACUCAUCAUGCCCCUUUGGAAAAAGUGGAACGGCAAACCAGGUUUCAGUGACCUACAGAGGAUAGCAAUUGGACUUGUAUUUUCCAUUUUUGGAAUGGCGGCUGCUUCUCUAUGCGAGAAGAAACGUUUGUCUGUGGCAAAAAGUGUAAGUGGAAACCAAGCAACACUGCCUAUAAGCGUUUUCCUCCUAAUCCCACAGUUUUUCUUGGUGGGGUCUGGUGAAGCAUUCAUAUACACUGGGCAACUUGAUUUCUUCAUAACAAGGUCCCCAAAAGGAAUGAAAACCAUGAGCACGGGUCUCUUCCUCACAACUCUAUCAUUUGGUUUCUUCUUCAGCAGUUUCCUUGUCUCGAUAGUGAAGAAAGUUACCGGGACAAAAGAUGGACAGGGGUGGCUAGCAGAUAAUAUAAACAAGGGCAGGCUUGAUUUGUUCUAUGCACUGCUUACCAUACUUAGUUUCGUUAAUUUUGUAGCGUUUGUGGUAUGUGCAGUUUGGUUCAAGCCUAAGAAAUCUAAACAACCAGCUAUGCAAAUGGGGGCAAUUUAUGGGUCCACAUCAGAGGAGAAGUGCUGAAGACUGAAGAGUUGUUAGGAUAUGGGCAUGGGAUUGUAACCAUUGUUGUUAUUAUGGUUUUGUUGUUUCUAGAUAGACUGUUAUGUGUUUGCGUCCGAAGAAUGGGUUUUGGGUUUUUCUCGGUGAUAUUAUAGACAUAAUGUUCGAGUUGGCUUCUAUACGUAUGUACAAGCAUGUAACAUAUUUUCUAGUCUUUCAAGUCCUUGUUACACUUUUCAGUUUUUCAUAAUCAUGAUCAGGAUUGCUUUUUUUGAUCUUUCUUAA
This is a messenger RNA of Cajanus cajan (pigeon pea), 2116 nucleotides long. Its product is annotated as Major facilitator superfamily protein. Gene Ontology annotation, biological process: oligopeptide transport; transmembrane transport. Gene Ontology annotation, cellular component: membrane. Gene Ontology annotation, molecular function: transmembrane transporter activity. NCBI's taxonomy places the organism in Eukaryota, Viridiplantae, Streptophyta, Magnoliopsida, Fabales, Fabaceae. The record is from RefSeq and is a predicted model, not a curated record.